Salvelinus sp. IW2-2015 is the source of this 1631-nucleotide messenger RNA. Lineage: Eukaryota; Metazoa; Chordata; Actinopteri; Salmoniformes; Salmonidae. The record is from RefSeq and is a predicted model, not a curated record.
UUACUUUUUCUCAAGUAUGACAAUGGGAUACUUUUUCCACCACUGCAAAUAUAGCUAUUAUUUUUCCCCAUGCAUCUGCCUGAUACAACUUGUCAGUUGUUAGCUAGUAAAGUAGGAUGGAUAAGUCAGAAGCCAGCUAGCAAUGCCAAGUUCAUACCUUUUACCAACAAAAAUCAUGUAUGCAUAUAAAAGAGACAAUUACCUUGAAGCAGAUCAUUUUUGGUUUUAUUCCAGUACUUCAGGCCAUGGAGUAAUAGCUAGCUACUUGUUUGUAGAACCGGCGUCUUCACCAGAUGUCCCAAGUCAGCCCGUCUUCACCUGAACGAACUUCACAGGAAAGGUGUUGGCAAAAUCACAGGCUGCGUCAUGCGCUUGAGGGGGCGUUUACUUACUAGAACGUGUGCUUCACUUUUAUUUAAAUCUAGCAGCAAUUUGCAAGGGGUGUAUGUUCUAUUUAUAUUAUUGGCUAAUGUAUUUAUUUGCAACAUGGCCUUUAAGUUGUUCUCACCCUAAUCAACCGCUAGUAGCUAGAUAGACUGCGUUUAAACAACGUUUGGCGCAGCAGAUGCAGGAACUAGCUAGCUAACAAGUUAGCAAGCUAACUGGCUAAUAUCGUCCCUACAAAGAAUGGUUACCAGCCGUCCUGCGUGCAGGUUGUUCGCUUUAGGACUAGCCCGAGUUAAUCUUAUUUAGUUAGCUAUGGACUCAAUGUCUUUAAUACAAGGUGUUUUAUUGCGAAAUGACGACUCGCCUUAUCAAAACCUCAACCGAGAAUUCGCAACGAGAAUUUCUUAUCCUAGCCCUGAGUCACCGACUCCUCAAGUCCCCGACAUCACAGAGACCAGCGCUGGUCUGGAGUGGUUUGAGAUGGGCCUAGCGACCUCAUCUGGUCCCGCGAGGAGCACAACAGACCAGGGAGUACCGCGGUCUCCUUAUGUCACUGGAUCAGUCAGCACCCAAAGCUCUCCAAUCAGCAACUUUGCAGUUCCAUCCACCCCAGUGCAGAGCUGGGGGAUCCCCCAUAAUCCAGAGGAGGAUCCAUGGACGGCUAGUCCUACACAGCACAGAACACAACCAUCCCCCCUGGGUAACGAACCCUCAGAACCCCUGGCUCAAACUGUCCCUGUUAUCAGAAAGAGGAGGGUUUAUGCACUAGCCCAGCCAGUGAGAAGCAUAUCUGAAGAGGACCUAUCUAGUAAAGAAGGGAUAUCGGAGAGGGGGAGCAGAAAAGGGAAAGACAGCAGACCUAUCCUGGGAGAUCUGUUUGAUUAACACACUGACUGAUUUGUAACUGCCGCUGACUUUUUAAUGUUUGAUUAUUUCCAAUGUAAUGCUGGUGAACUCUGAUUUGAGAUUCUCAAUUCUCCAUUGUGGAUGGUCUUUUAAAGUAACGUACAAUUCCUUACAGAUUACCUAGUUUGAUCCCCUCCUGUUUGUAAUAUGUUUCAUCAGUUUUGCAGUAUGUCAUUGUUCUAAUAAAAUAUAAUCAAAAAGGUUGAAAUAGUAGAACAUUUAAAAUUUACAGAGUGAAAUAGUAGUAUAGUGACAACCACUAAAUGUCACUGUUGUGUUAUUUCCUGUCUACCACUUUCCUCUCUCAUACUGCUGGGUGUGUGAGUGAGAGGUUAUCC